Messenger RNA from Catharus ustulatus (Swainson's thrush), 1644 nucleotides. Its product is annotated as RIB43A-like with coiled-coils protein 2. Bases 16 to 1155 code for a protein of 379 amino acids. The transcript is spliced from 7 exons. The record is from RefSeq and is a predicted model, not a curated record. NCBI's taxonomy places the organism in Eukaryota, Metazoa, Chordata, Aves, Passeriformes, Turdidae.
UCCGCUCCCGGCGCCAUGAGCGGGCUGGGGCCGCAGCGGGAGCUGGAGGAGGCCGCUGCCCUGGAGCGCCGGCGGCGGCGGGAGCUGCUGCGGCGGGGCCGCAUCUUCAACGCACGGAUCCGCACCAUAGGGAUUGAUAAAGAUGCAUUGGAUGCACAGGUCAAGGAGAGGAAAAUUCAAGAAGCAACUGAAAAAGCAGAACAUGAAAGAUUUGCUCAUGAUAUGAAGAAAAACGACAAGCUCAUGUGUCUGUUGGAAGAACGACAGAAAAAUGAAAUCAAAGACUUGAAUAGGGCUCUCGUUGAAUUUCAGAAGAAUUUUCAGAAACCAGAAACAAGACGUGAAUUUGACCUGAAUGAUCCACAAGCCCUAAAGAAAGACAGACCUGCUCGAGUUUCAGACGAUGAUCCUCGGUGUUCUAUAUCUGGCAUGCAAAAGUUUAUGGGUGAAGACUUAAACUAUGAUCAGAGGAUGAAGUUUCAAAAGGAGCAGUUAAGGGAGUGGUCUCUUCAGCAACAGAAAGACUGGAAAAAUGCAUUAGCUGACCAAAAAUUGGCAGAUGAUCUUUAUGACAAGUUCAGGGUCGAACUUGACCGAAAGAUUAUGGAGGAACAAAAAAAAGAAGAGGAAAGCAGGCGUGCAGUUUGUACAGCUACUAAAAAUUUCAAUAGAAUCCAGGCUGCUGAACUAGAUCAUAAAAAUGAAUUGGAAAAGGCUCAAAAAAUAAAAGAUGACAUGGAUGAAAUUACCUGCCUCCUUCGAGGAGACUUCCUUUCUGAAAACCCUGACCAAGCAAUCGGUCCCUGGGGUAAACAUAAUGUGCUUGUGGAUCGAUGGAAGGGAAUGACUCGGGAGCAGCGGUUGGCAAUUCGUGAAUUUCAAAAGGAGCAAGCUCUGGAGAAUCUGAGAGUAAGAGAGCAGGAACGCCAAAGAGAUGCUGAAUGGGACAGGCAACGUCUACAGGCUGCAAGAGCCCAGUUGCUUUGGGAGCGGCACCAGCAGCGGCAGAAUCAGGAGCAGCGCCGAGGUUUAGAUGUCUUGAACGCAGCGCUCUCUCAGGAGCAAAAAGCAAGGAACAUUUAUCUUAAAGAGGAAGAAUAUUCAAAUAUUCCAACAGAUGAGUUUUAUGCACAGUUUAAUACCACCACCCGGUGACAAUCUGGAUUAAUCAACCUGAAUUAUACAGAAGUAUGUAGACACAUUAAAAUUUUCAGUUGAGCAAUUCCACAUUUUAUUGUUUUUAUCUGUUCCCUGCCAUGUUUAAACACUGCACUCAAACUAAAGGACGGUCUGGUAGGCCAGAUCUGUUCUAAGAAAAGAAAAACAGUUGUAAUGAUUUUUAAACAUGAUUGUUGUUCUGAAAGAGCUAGUAGAUUAAGUAGUAGGUUGUUUGACUCUUGUGUCUCAGGCUUAGCUGUAAUAUUUACAUUAUUCAUUCCUAUAGGAAUCAAUUUCUGCAAAGAAAUGUGAAUUUUAACUGCAGCGCUACUUUAUGCAACUUGGCCAGAGGGGAAUGUUGCCUCCCAUAGUGAUGCACUUCUCUGGGAGGGAAGAAAGGUGGCCUAGACUGAAAAUUUUGGGUUGCUUUGUUUGUGGUUUGUUUUUGGGUUUUUUGUUUUGGAUUUUCUUAAAGCAAAAAAAACC